UGUACACAAUGCCCCGCGCCCGCCGCUCCGCGCAGCGCCCGCAGCGGCCGCGCUCACUGCGCCAUAAACACGGCCAGAAAUCACCCUCUGUGAAUCACCUACCUACUGAGAGAAACCUCCCGUGGGUUUAUAGGUUUUUGUCCAGGCUCUAGCUGUGGAAAAACUCAGCAGAGAAUAAACGACAGAGAGUAAGUGCAUGCAGUGAAGGACAACAGAAGUGAACGGAUAUUUACAGCAACAUCAAAGUCCUGAAUUGUUCCCUUGGAGCUGGAUUUUCAAUAAAAGCUGCUAAGAAUUUGGGGUUUUUUUUCUGACAAGUCCAGAAUUCAUCUCUCUCAUAUUUUGCAAUGGAAGAGGGAUCCACUGAAGAGUUUCUCUUCAAAGACCAGGACUUCUCCUCUGAACUGCUGAGGCAGCUGAAUGCUCUGCGGCAGAGCAGGAUGCUGACCGAUGUUACCCUCUGCUCCGGGGACUUUGAAAUCCCCUGUCACCGAAAUGUGCUGGCUUCCAGCAGCCCAUACUUCAAGGCAAUGUUCUGUGACAACUUCAGGGAGAGUCACCAGCCUAAAGUCAUUCUAAAGGGCAUCGACGCUGAUAUUUUGGAUCAGAUUAUCCUUUAUGUUUACACUGGAGAGAUUCUAAUAUCCACUGAGAAUGUCUUGUGCCUCUUGGAGACUGCGUCCAUGCUGCAGUACAAUAAGCUGUUUGAGGCCUGCUCUACCUACCUCCAAGACAAGCUGACCCCUGACAACUGUCUGAGCAUGAUCAGACUGGCAAAAAUCUUGAACUGCCAAAGCCUGAAUAAGAAAGCCAAGGCUAUGGCUUUGAAAUAUUUUCCUCUGGUGGCCUCUUCUGAGGACCUGAAGGACCUCUGUCCCAUGGAGCUCAUCGAUUACCUUGGGGAUGAUGAACUUUGUGGGGAGGAGGAGCAGGUCUUUGAGGCACUGAUGGUCUGGAUCCGGCACGACCUCCAGGCACGACAAGGAUACAUCCAAGAGUUGUUCAAGAAGGUCCGGCUUCAGUACGUCCAUCCAACUUUCCUCUUCCAUUUCAUUGCUAAUGACUCACUCGUUCAGGCCUCACCCACUUGCAGGAGCAUCCUGGAGUCAGCCCGGAGACACAUGUUUUCCUUGUACAGCACCAACACGCCUGACAUCAAACCCAUGAUGCAUGUUCCUCGCAGGUACUCCAACCAAGAGUUCCUCAUCAUCGUUGGUGGCAGGAAGGACAGCCAGCAGACAACGAGGGAUGUCCUGCUUUAUGAUGACAAGACGAACCAAUGGCUGAGCCUGGCCAAACUUCCCAUGCGCCUCUACAAAGCCUCUGCAGUGAGUUUACACAGCAAUAUUUUUGUGCUCGGAGGGAUGCCUGUUAGCAAUAAGAAAAGUCUGGUCAGUGGUAAUAUUUACAUUUUCUCCCUCAAACUCAAUCAGUGGAGGUUGAUUGAGCACAUGCUAGUUCCACGUUACUCCCACAGAAGCCUGGCAUAUAAAAAUUAUAUUUUAUCAUUCGGUGGAAUUGGUGAAAACCAGGAAAUCCUGAAUUCUGUGGAAAGAUAUGAUAGUGUCUACAACACCUGUGAGAGCAUGGCAAACAUGCCUGUUGCCGUCCUUCACCCUGCUGUUGCUGCCAAAGAUCAGAGGGUUUACCUCUUUGGGGGAGAAGAUAUAAUGCAAAACCCUGUUCGACUUAUCCAGGUUUACCAUGUCUCCAGGAAUACGUGGUUUCGUAUGGAGACCAGAGUAGUGAAGAAUGUCUGUGCACCAGCUGUUGUGAUUGGAGACCAGAUUAUCAUCGUAGGUGGGUACACCCGGAGAAUAAUUGCUUAUGAUACAAAAGGCAACAAGUUUGUUAAAUGUGCAGACAUGAAGGACAGACGAAUGCAUCAUGGGGCCACUGUCAUCAAGAACAAGCUGUAUGUCACAGGAGGACGAUGUCUCACCUCAGACAAUGUCAUCAAGGACCUGGAUUCCUUGGACUGCUAUGAUCCAGAGACUGACACAUGGACACCAAAGGGAAAGCUGCCGCACAAACUCUUUGACCAUGGGUGCCUGACACUCCAGUGUGUCCCCUGUUCUAACCUUCUCUAAUUGACUCUUGGUACUUCUUGAGAUUUUGUGCUUUUCUUCCCAGAAAGAACCCACCUCACUCUGCAGAGAGCACAUGGGGAACCUUAAUGAGGUCACACAAGUCCUGACCUUGAAGGCAUUAGCAGCAUUAGUCCUUCCAGACCCUGUGCCAGAAAGGUCAUGAGCUUUGCUCACACUCUAUUCACCUGGCUGAUAUUGCAUUUGGUGCUGCUGAGUCCCAUCUGGAGGCCUUACCCAGCAUCUCAAGAGGAAACAGGAAAAAGAUACUGGCUAAGAACCCAGUGUUGGAUUUGUCCUUGUACAGACUUUAAAAGUGAAGGGGGAUGCUGCUAUCUCCAGGGAAAGUAAGACCUUUGCUGUCAUGCAGACUCAGCUGCCUGCCACAGCCCUGUGCUGCUCAUUGCUGACCGAGCUUUCCAUUUCCAGUGGUGGCAGUGUUUAGAAUAGGAAGCCCCAAGCUCCAGUCUUGUAGCCAGCCCAGGAGCAGCUGCUUGAGUUCAGUGUGGUAGUCAGAUCAUAAAAAAUAAAAUUUUAAUGUUCCUAUCAGCUAAUUAGAAAUUGGCAAAAGACUGAUGCUUUGAUCUGAACUCUCAUACUGCAACAAGAAGCAGAUUUGACUUUUCUGAACUAACACUCUUCCACAGUGCAGGGAAGAUUUUUGUUCCAUCUGCCUGCCCUCUGAAGAAUCAGGAGAAGACAGGAUGGAAAUUAAGAUUGUCUGCACCUUCUUUUUCAAAGGAUCUUAUUUUGCAGGGAUCUUCCUUCUCCUUUGGCAUGAGGAAUAGCAGUGGAGUUAGUUGGGAUGACUUUGGCUGAUGGAGUUCCUGAAAUGUAGAAUAGCAGAGAAGACACAUGGAGGAAAGGGGAUGUAAAAGAGAAGAGGUAUUUUGGAGGAACAAUUUCUUUUUCCCUUUCUCCUCUCUCCAAACCACUGGAAAAAAGCCCAUGAGACAGAGCCAGUGACAGGAAGCCAGCUUUCCAAGAAGAGCAAGAGUAAAUCUGCCACUUGGCAAAACAGCUCUGCUCCACCAAUAUUUUCGUGGGGUUCUGCUACUAAGUGCAUACUUUUAAAGGGAGGGUAUUAAUCAUCAGACACUGAACAGGCUGUGAACUGCCGUUAGGUCACCAGGCUUGGUAAGAUUGCUGAGAUAGCAAGGAGCUUAACAGAUUACCACUAUCCAGAAAGGCUGGCAGAAACAACACCCCAUUUACUUCAUAUUUGAAAAAAAAAGUGGAACUUUUCAAAGGGUACAGGAUGGCACAAGGAAACCAUGCUCAACCUUCCUCUUCACAAAAGACUGCACAGCCAUGUAGUCACCACCACAUUGCAGAAAACCAGCUCCAGACACGAAGAUCCCUCCCAUAAAUUGAGCAGAAGAGUGACAGAAACAGUUAACAAAGUGGAGGGCUGGAAGGAAGUAUUUAGUAUCAACUGCUGGUUUAACAAUGGAAAAUAAAAGGGCUAUUAUUGUUUGCAUGAGCUUUGUGUUCAGGAGUCCCCAUUGUUCCCUCCCUUUGUUGAUAAAGGGAAUUGUUUUUGCACCAGUGGGUAUUGCCAGGGUUUCCUUCUAAGGACCUGAGUAAACCUGUGAAAAAUGAGUGGGAACUCAAAUUCCUCUCCCAGCUCAGAAGCCUUUGGCUAGACUUCUGUUCUGUCUUUCAGUCUAUAUCAUCAUCUCCUCCCUGUGCAGAGCAGAACGAAAUCAUGGCACUUGCCAAAUUGAGCUUGAGCAGUGAUUCAUCCUGUUUCCUCACAGACCAGCUCCAGCUCUCUGGAGAAAGAAGCCUUGUCAUGGCCAAUUAUGGAAAGUCUGCCCCAGGGAGAUGUUUAUUCCUAACCCUGCAGUGCUGCCUUCCCAAACUUCAUCCUGUUGUGACCCCACUCAGCUCCAGACUCCAGGAGACGGCAGUUGCUGCCAUGCAUUUUAGCUGACACAUAUUCCUGCCAGGCUCGUGACUGUACCCAAAACUGAGGGGAAAAAAACGUUGACUUGGAACCAUAAUCCCAUGUUUGCAAACCAUUGCCUCAGUCAUAGGUUUACGCUUAGAAGCAAACAGACUUUUUUUAAUUCCCGUAUCAUAUAACUAGUGAUUUUUCUGUGUUCAUGUGGGACCAAGCAGUACCUUGCACAGCUGGGCAGGAAAUGGGGAGCGCAAAAAAGAGGCAGAGUUGUGGCAGGAUUGAACACAGCAUCUUUCCAGCAUCUCUUGGGGAGCCCUCACUUGACCCCCAGGUCCUUGGAGAUGACAAGGGCUAUGGCCAGCUCUGCUCUGGCUGCAACCUUAUGCUCCUUUCCUUCACAAACCUCUCACCUCAUGCCCACAACUCAAGGAAUUUGGGAUUGCUGGGCAGUAAAUUCAAAACCUGGUUUCUAAUAGGCUUUUGUCUUGUGGUGAAUUUUGAUGCAAACUCUGACAAAACUUUUGGGGCCCUUUGAAGAAGAGGGGGUGAAAUUAGAAAACAGUGUUGAGCUUUCCAAGACAAAUGAGGGAUAGCAAAGUUGCUCAAUCAUUUGUAGGGAGCAGCACAUGCAGCUCCAGGACGAGAUACUCAGCUCUGAGUGGGCAUGAUGGGGAAAAGGGAUGUUGCCUUUUUGAUCAGGUGCUGAGCACCACCUGGCCCUCCUAGACCAGUACCUAAUACCAUCCUCACUGCUCUGCAGUUAUAAAAGCACUCCUAGCAAGGGUUGGCCAAGGUGCCUCUUUCUCCAUUGUCAGGAGAGAACUUUUUGGAGCAGGAUCUGCAAGGUUGUCACUACCUGAUACACUUUUACGUGCUUUUUCAGAGGUCUAAUCAUCUAAAUAUUCGAGCAUUUGAGUACUCACCUAGAUGGGAAUCCCCCAUGGGAGAGCAGCAAGGUUCUUCACAAUGUAAUGAUGGCCCCAUGAAAAAGUGGGAAUUUGUUGCUCUUCAUUUAAUAACCAUGGAAGCCAUGGAAAAGAGGCUUUUUUAAAUUAUUUCUGCUUGCAACUUCUAGAAGGGUUAAGCACCUGCCACUUUUUUUUCAAAUCAGGGAGUGCUCUAAAGGUUCAUCACCUCCAAGGCCUUGUCCUCAGGUGCCCUGACACAGUCACUAGGCCGAGGAAACCAUCGGCCCACAUGGCUGAAACCAGUCUCUUCCAUGGGGCAGUGAGUUACCCAGUCCCUCAUGGUUCUUGUCCAAAACACUGAAAAUCUGCCAUGACCUGCUCUGAUCCCUCCCCAAGUAACAAACUUGAGGUGUUAUUGGCCUGAGAGCUUUUAAUACUAUCUUCUUUGUGCUGUACCUUCUGCCACAGAGAUAAAGGGCAAUCGAUUGACCCUUUUAGAUUCCAUAUAUUUUUUACAUCUCUAGAGUUUAUUAGGAUGUUUCAAAGACUGUAGACUAAACAAACCCAGCCCUUUCAAUCUUUCCUCAUAAGUCAUGUUUUCUAGACCUCUGAUCAUUUUUGUUGCUCUCCUCUGGACAAUUUUCAGUUUGUCUGUUGGUGGUUUUUUUAUUUAUUUAAGUGCAAGGCCAUGGCUCAGCCUUGUAGUGCUGAGAAGGGCAAUAAACCCUUUCUGCAUCUUACCUACAGCAUUCCUGGUCUCAGAGCCCAGAAGGAUUUUGCUUUUCACAGCAGCAGCACUGACUGGGGUUCAGCUGUCAUCCCAGUUAAGGAAUGUUUGCAAGUUUGGGCAAGGUCACAUGGAAAGUCUGCAGGACAUCCAGAAUCUCCCAGGUUUAUUCUCUAACUCCAUCUUUGCUUUGGCUCAUCAGGAUCCCAAGUCCGAACCUGUCGAAAACAAUGUCUCUCCAUGGCUUCAACAAGGGACAUGACCCUAGUUAUUGUGUUCACAGCUGGGUUCUUCACUAAUUCUAUUAAUUUUAACAGCAAAUAUUUAAGUCAUUUUUAUUUUUUUUUUUUUUUUUAGUACUAGAGGAAAAGUUUUAGGCAAAAAAAGAAAAAGAAGGGAGGAGAUUGCAUUUUCUUUUCAACUUUCUUCCCCUUGCCUUGCUGCAAACCCAGAGCUGAGUCCUGCUGCACAGGGAGCCUGUGGCAGCAACUUUGCUUUGAUCUCAGCAAAGAGUCAUAGGUUAAGCCUGUGUUUUUUCACUGUAAUCAUUUAUCAAACAAUGCAGUCGUUUCCGAGGGCAGCCUUUUUCUUCUGCAAUAAUAUGUUUAUAAUUAUAAUGCAUUUCCUGCUUCUUUCUGAUUAAACACACCUGACAAAGUAGGAAAGAUGUCAAUGCAUAAAUAAAUGGGCACACCAAGUUCAUUGCUUUGUCAGUCCUCUUUUUCCAAAUGCCAAGGAGUUCAUUGCGAGGUGAAUCCUCUAGUUGAGAAGGAAACAACUGGGUAGAGCAUAUAUGAAUAGCAUACAGGGUAAUUUAUCCCUGGCAUUGUUCCUUAGCCUGACCUGAGAGCCAUUAAUAAUUGACAGCAGCAAAAACAAUCCCUUUUUAAAAAUAUAAACAUCCAUAGUUUUUUCCAGCUGCUUGAAAGCUCCCCCAGCAGAAGUUGAAGUCAUAUUCUCCAUGGCACAAUGAGCAUGAAUUCCUCAGUGCAAGGUUGCACCUGCAAAGGAGCUGAGAUCUGGUUAUUAGUGAUCUGCUAAUGAUGUUUUCAAUGGCUAAAUUCGAUGAGUUUGCCCACAGUCCAAAUGAAGCAGAGUUCUUAUGGACAAACUUAUGUCUCAAGCUGCUGGUGCAACCAAUGUCCACAGGGCUCCUCAGGGUUUGUGUUGGAGCCCUGAGACAUUGAUCUGGCCUCUUCUGUUUAUUGUUGUUUCCAAAAUAGUAGCAGAGUAGCGAGGAGCCCAACUGCUCUGUCACUAGGCAAGUCACCCACUGGCUCCAGCUGCUGCCUGUCACUUCUCUCCCCAGAGCUCUUUGUUUGCCUGCACUUCUUUCAUGUUGCAAGAACCCUUUCCCAGAAAAGCAAGCAGCAGCACAUCUUGAGCAGCCCUGGGCCAACAGGCACAUGUCUCGUGGCUGCUUUAAACACAAGGCAUCCCCACAGCUGUUGGAGACUUUUGCCUUAAGAGUCAGGGGUGAGCCGUGAGGUAAAAUCCUGCUGGAGGUGGGAAAAGGCAGAAGAAUCUGGUCCACUUCUCAAUCUGGUCAGGAGAUGCUUGUAACAAUCCUCCUAUAUCUAACCUUCCCAGGUCUAGUUCUCUAAAGUUUGUUUCUUGACCAGGCUGUGCAUUCUGAUGAAAAAGCCAUGUCCCACCACCCCUCCCUAAAGCAGGCAUGCUGGGACAAGGAUCAAGGCAUGUCUGCUUCCUCAGAUCCCCAGUGCCACAUCUGUAAUGACAUCCCCUGAGUUUUGCCCUGGUCUUGGCACAUUGUUGAGUUUUCUCUCUGCUCUUGGAUGCCUUCCUAGGCUCUGCAGUUGCCCUGAACCAAUGUUUGGAUGUGGCAAGGACUGCCCAGAGCACCAGGAAGUGACACCAAGGACUCUCAAGUCCAAAUUUUCAGAUUGAUGGGAUGCUUCUGGUCUGAAAAAUCAGCCCAAAUCAAUCUGAGCCUUAGAGCUGAACCCUGGCACCUUUCUGUAAGACCUGAGGGACUCUAGGGGAAUGUGUUCAGCCCCAAGGAGCAGAGAACAAAUUUAAUGGAGAGUGCUGCAAUGUGAAACUUGGCUACAAAGCUGCAGUGCUGGGAAAGGGCAGUGUUUUAUCCAGAUCAGCAGCAAGCCCUGGAAUUAAUAGGCUUGAUUAAACUAUUUUGAUGUGCAUGGUAUGUGGAGAUAAGGGCCCAAUUCCCUAGGGUUUCCAGUGAAAAUCAGAUGUUAACAUAACAGUACGUGACAUUCCCUGACAGGAGUAAGGAACAGUGCUGUAAGAACAGUAAGACAAGUACAGACCAAGGGGCAAAAGAGGCACUUUUUCAGAGAGCAAAGUUACCAUGAACUUGCUGGAUCUAUUUCAAUGCUGAAAUGACGUGGACCCUGGCACCAGGCAGAUCGAAAGCAACGGAACUGUGCCUGCUUUGUGUUGUUAUGACACAUAUAUUUCCCUGAAAAUGACAUUAAAAUGUACCAGAGGCUCAAACAUUGUUCUGUUUAUCUAUUCCCUGGGUAGAAUCUUAGAGGCAGCCUGAGCACUGCAGAAUAUAACCUCUGUGAAGUCAACAUGGCCUCUGGCAUGAGGACCAUCAGCAAAUGUGAAAUGGGAAGCCAGCACGUCAGAGCAUACAUGACUAUGUCCCACAGGCUCCUGUCAGGGCUGUGUCCCUUGGAGACACACAGAGGGGUGAGCCACGGGAGGAACUCCCUGCCAUGCCCUGAGGUUUGCCAGAGAGGGAGCAGAUGGCACAGAAUGAUUCCUCCCCAUCGCAUUGACCCUGGCUUCAUCCUGUGCAGAAACAUGGGAAGGCUCCUUGUCACCCAGGCUGUGUCAACAAUGCCUCAGGGUGCUUCAGGCCACAUUUCAGCCCUGGCACUCUCUUGCAGUGGAACUUGCAGCUGAAUUAAUUCAUUAACUAAUGAAUUAAUUCACGGUAUGGACUAAUCCUUGUGUGUGCACGUAGAGCCAUGGCAUCCAACGAGAAGACUCCCAGCAACUUAGACUGAGUGCCAGCUCAAACCUUGACCAAGGAGGAAAGCAGGGAGAUCCUACGGAUGUUCUUCAAGAUGCUGUGAUAUUUAAUGGCUGAUUCAGACCUUUUUAAAUGAAGGAAGUCUUUGGGCUUGGUAGGUUCUGACUGAAGGCUUCUAGCUGAGAGAUCCUGUUUACAGCCUACAAGAGUUGUCUGCUCGUAGUAACUUGGAACAAAUGUCAGUAAAUAGAGCCUGUUUCUUCUUCCAGGGGGCUCUGGAAAUUUUUUUGGGAGAAAAGUAGCAAUACACAAUGAAAGAAGGGUUGCAGGCAAACUGAACUACAAAUGGCAGAGGAGCCAAAAGCAUGUUUGCCCUUCCAACCUUGCGCAUAUGUUUUUUAUGGCAUGAAAUGUGACAGGCACAGUUGAUCACAGAUAUCAAGCUGAGAGUCUGUUAUUUGUGAUGGCAGCAUAAAAUACACAGGCCCUCACUCCAAAGAGCUUGAGAAAAGAGAAACUGGGAGCUGAGGACACAGAUGGCCCUCAGAGCACCAUCAGCUGGACUUUCAAAGCAUCCAGCUUGUUCAUUAGGCAAGAACAACACGUUAUGCCAUAACCUGGAUAACUGAAGUAGAAGUGAAAUAAAUAAAAUAAAAUAAAAUAAAAUAAAAUAAAAUAAAAUAAAAUAAAAUAAAAUUCCA
Onychostruthus taczanowskii (white-rumped snowfinch) is the source of this 9294-nucleotide messenger RNA. It is a transcript of the gene KLHL38, whose product is annotated as kelch like family member 38. Gene Ontology annotation, molecular function: protein binding. Bases 348 to 2090 code for a protein of 580 amino acids. The transcript is spliced from 4 exons. The record is from RefSeq and is a predicted model, not a curated record. NCBI's taxonomy places the organism in Eukaryota, Metazoa, Chordata, Aves, Passeriformes, Passeridae.